Arabis nemorensis is the source of this 558-nucleotide messenger RNA. The record is from the annotation of a GenBank genome assembly. Lineage: Eukaryota; Viridiplantae; Streptophyta; Magnoliopsida; Brassicales; Brassicaceae.
AUGCCAAAAUUUGUGGUUGGUGGAGAUGAAAACGUCGUAGAUGAGAAAGUGCCAACCAAAGCAUGUGAUGAACAUGUAGAAGCGGAUGAAGGAGAUGAUUGUAGAUUUGACUACUGCGACGAUCCGGACGGUGCAAGUUCGGACGAUGACGAAUACGGUAGGUAUGGUAGAUUUGCAGAUGACGAGAAACUGACGGAAAAUCUACCACAUAAGAAAAGGGGUGUAGCAUCGAUUCCUAAAUUUGUGAAGUUGGAAAUGCAGUCAGUAGACUUAGCUGUCGGGUGUUGGGUUGAAGGAUGUACAUGGAAGGUUCGUGCCUCCACAAUCGGACAGAGUCCCAAAUUCCAUGUGAAGACUUAUGUGGGAAAGCACUCGUGUUCUAUUACAGAACGUUCAAGGCGUGCUCGUAAAGCAACAUAUCAGUUGCUAGGACGUCUCUACAAAGAUUUCAUUGGUGGUGUUGGAUCAUCUGUGUUGCCAAGUCAUAUAGUCGAGGCUAUAACAAAAGGAUACCGAAUAAAAGUUGAAGACAUUGUAAUGAUGGUAGAUUUAUUUUGA